CAGAAGAGAAAAAUAAAAAUUUCCGUCGGUCUACAGCGCCGUUUUUCCGUUCAUAAAGUGUCUUUCUUUCGGUUUCUCGGUCUCUGGCGUGUGCGAAAAAAUAGUGUGUAUCGCCCGGGUGUUACCGUUCUCCGUCCGUCGACAGAGGGAGAUGAAUUUCGCGCUGAUCAGCCCGUUCGAUAUCGACUCGCUUGAGCGAGCCAUCCAGCAACAGGUCCCCCAGUACUUCCAGACGCUCGCCGAAGAGAACCAGCUAAAUCCGUUCGAUCUGAUACCGCUCGAUGCACCGAUCGGACCCGAUUCUAACGAUGGAUCUUCAUCACUGGAAAUGGCCCCAUCCAUCGCGGCCGACAAUCGACAGCAACCGUCGGUGCAGGCCACAGACGAGCAGCUGAGCGGCAGCGAGUGCAACCAGCUCUGUGACAUCAACGAUAAUAGUAUUCUGGUUGAGUUUGAGAAAAUUGAUGAUGAACUGGAGGAGGAGGAGGACGGAGGAUGUAAUAAAGAAAACAAUACUCUAUACGAAGACGGAGAACCAUCGCAUGCCACAAUCACAAUCGAGGGUCCGGAUAACCAGAUACUGGCUCGAUAUCGGUGCAAUUAUGGUAGCUGCAAUCGCAGCUACAGUACAGUUGGUAACCUGAGAACACACAUGAAAACUCACCGUGGUGAAUACAAAUUUAAAUGCACGGAAGAGGGCUGCACGAAAGCGUUUCUCACUUCGUACAGUCAGAAGAUACACAUCCGCGUUCACACGAAGGUAAAACCGUACAUCUGCAGCGAUAGUAGUUGCCGCAAGGCUUUCAACACUCGCUAUCGGUUACGGGCACACGAGCGACUGCACAACGGUGAAACGUUUAACUGCGUCGUCUGCCAGAAGGUUUUUACCACGCUCAGCGAUCUGAAGAAGCACUCGCGCGUACACACCCAGGAGCGGCCCUACAAAUGUAAAGAGGAUCAGUGUGGCAAAGCGUUCACGGCGUCACACCAUCUGAAAACGCACAUCCGCACGCACUCGGGGGAACGACCAUUUCUAUGCAAAAUAUCUGACUGCAACAAAUCCUUCAGCACACCGCACAGCUUGAAGACGCACUCGAAGACCCACGAGAAGGUGAAGAAAAAGCUUUCAAAGUCGGCAGCUAAAUUAAAGAAGGCUCGCCUUGCCGCGCUAGAACAACAAACUUCUGUCGCUGCUACCGAUUCUACUGUUUGCACAGUUGACGAUGGAGUGCAGGAUGUAAUGGAAAGUAAAGCAUCGGAGCUAAUGAAUAUCGGCAACCAACGUGAGAUUGUGAUGAGCCCUUCAGCACUAGCGGUUAGCGAGGGGGCAGUGUACGAUUGUGCCAGUAAAUUGAAAACGGAAUUGCUACCGUCUGCGUCACAGGCACCGGUAGUAAUGGAGGAACCGUACAAUUAUACACAGCUGAACACGGAUUUCCAUGAAUCCAAAGCCCUUGAGCUGGCACUCGCCACCGAAGAGGAACUAAACCCCCAGUGGAUCGACAUUUCGAUGCUUCAAACGAAACCAUUGGCAGCGCUCGAUCCUGUCACUUCCGCCUGUGUCGCUCUACCGACGAAUGUACCGUCCUAUGUGGAUCUAUCGUUUAACGUGAACGUAGCUGACUUCUUACCAGGGACGGAUAUCGAGCCAAUAGGAUCGCGAGACGAUCCUGCAGAUGAUCCGAUCAGUUCCCGAGUGUACAGUGCAAUCGACGUGGGGUGCUACUUCGACGAAAAUAUGCUAGAAAGUGCUAAUGCAACGGUUCAGAUCGAUCAGGCAAUUCAGAAUAGUGAACGUGCGGUCGGUGUGAAGCAGGAAGAGCAGGAAGAGACGGAUAAGCUGAUCAAUGAACUGUUCGCCGACGAGUUCCUGCCAAAGCUGGAUGCACAAUCGGUCGUUGGGACUAAUCACCCCAGUGAUCUGCUCGUGAACAGUGCGGUAACCGUGCCUGAGUUUGUGCCUCAGGAUGCGCCAACACUACCGAUGCUCGUGGAAACGAUGGCUUUGGCAGAUUCCCUGCCGCAAUUACCAGAUCCAAUCACGAAAACAUUGAAGGACAUUACGGCAGAUGCCGACAUUUGUCGUUGUGUAAACUGUCAGUGUGAUCCAAUGAAUGGUUGUAUCGGAGGAUGUGGUCCCGAGAAUCCGUGUCGGACGAUGACUGGUGGUGUUGUAGAUGAAACCGUGCAACCAUUCUCCGAUGCUAGAACCGGCAUCACUUUUGUUACCGAAAACCAAUCAACACCGAUCAGUUCUUUGCCCGUUGCGCAACCACAGCCUACUCAGACUAACACCCCAUCUACAGUACCAUCGUCGACCUGCUGUAAAGGGGCAACGCCUGCUGCGAAUGAAUCGAUUGAAGCGAUGCCGAAGAUAACAGAUCAGAUCGAACCAUUGGCAAACAUGCUGAAAAGCUUACAGAAAUGCUCCUGUUCUGGACCACGCGAUGGUCAUUCGCCGAGCUGCUGCGUAGUGAUUUGUCUGAAGACGCUUGAAACACUGAAGCGCGUUCUGAGCACCCACUCGAGUCUGAUCCAGUGCCAUAGUAGUAGCAGCACUAGUGCCAUCAUGCAUUAACUCACCAAUUAUCUGCAAAGCAAGUACAAAACCCUUCUCAUCCACGCUUCCUUCCUUGCUAGAAGAUAUGGACCAGUCAACAAGAAUAAGUUAUCAGGAUGUCAAGGAAGCAAGAAAUAGUGACAGAGAAAGAGGGUAUAUAGUCAGGAAGUGAGGAUUAUUUUUUAUAUGUUCCGUUAUACUUUGUUUUGUCCACUUGUUAUGCUACGCAUCGGAGAAGCAAUAGUAGAAGCAGAAGGAUAUGGAAAUGGUCUCAAGAUUAAGUAAAGGUGCUCGAAAGAAAGCAGAUUGUGCUGGUCCAACGAAAGCAUCGAAUGAUCGAUUGUGAGAGAGCAAGGGAGUUAUAAAGUUAGAUAAUACGGCUGGUAUCCAAAAAUUGAGUUGCCUUAAGAAACUUGUUCCUAGAUGCUAUUUUGAGUAUUGUUUAGUCGUACGCGUUGAGCAACUUUGUUAGGAGCCAUGAGAGAUGCUCACCGAGCUGCUUUUCACGUCGGCUGUUUUGCUUCCAACUGCAUUGCCUUUGGUGGAACUGAUAGUUAAUAUAAACAGCAGAGUCACAGUAGAAAGGACCCGCACACCGACGGUCUAUGAGUGGGGCUGUAGAUGUGUUUAUGCUAAAGACACGCGGCAUAGCAGCAGAGAUGGUUGCGGAAAAGCCAGGACGUACACAAUAACGUGUUAUUGCAUUCGUAACUAUAAUUCAUAAGCGUUUCCUCUUUCUU
Molecule: messenger RNA, 3300 nt
Organism: Anopheles darlingi
Lineage: Eukaryota; Metazoa; Arthropoda; Insecta; Diptera; Culicidae
Exons: 6
Coding region: 152-2578 (808 amino acids)
Source: RefSeq, a predicted model, not a curated record